AUGUCUGCUGCCUCCACUGUCUACAGUAUGGACAAAACAGUUCUGUCCACGGAGACUUCUCAACUGAGACUCUGGUCUAUAUCGCGCAGUGACACCAUGUCGGUUCCGACUUCAGUUCCAAAAAUAGAUUUUUCGCCUGCAACGGCAGAAGACUAUGAAGAACUGAUGUCUAUCUCUAGUGGGUUAUUCCACGGAAUGGACUAUGUGCCUCUGAAGUACCAUACAUGGCUGAAGGAACCCCAGAGAAGAAUGUUCGUGGCCAGGUGUGAAGGGAAAGUGGUGGGCUUUGAGUCAUUCAUAGUGGUUGAUGAUGGAACUGCUGCUGUGGUGGAAGGUCUUCGUGUAGCCGCCGAGAUGAGAAGGCGUGGAGUGGGUGGAGUGAUUGAGAAGUUUUGCUGGGAUGUUAUACGUUCUGACCACCCGGAGGUUAAAAGAGUUAGAUUCUCUCUAUCUGAGAAUCCACCAGCUAUUAUAGUGAAAUCAAGCAAAAUGAUCACCUGUAAGGCAGUGAUGCCUGUGCUUGUUUCUUCUGACCAGUUGGAAGCAAAACUCAGGUUACUAGAGUCUCGAGUGAGUAAUGAAGACAGAUCCAAAAAGCUAUCUGUUCUGGGACAAGAGGAAAUCCUCAGAUUCUUUGAGGAGUCCAAGAUGAGAGAGCAAUUGUUUCCUGGUGGAUUGCUAGUUCAAGGUUGGUUUCCUAUUGCGGCUCAGAAGUCCAACCUAGAUCUUCUACUGAAACAAGAGAUUGUCUGGAUUUAUUCACAUUCUGGGAAUUCUAGUGACUCUGCAUCUUCUUCCAAGGUCACACCUGGCAGUGAUGGCCCCCAUGCCUCUCCAGAAGGGUUUCUUAGCCUUGGUUCUCAACCAUUUCCAGUGCCUAUUGCAGACAAAGUAUACUAUAUAGAUAUCGACCUAAAUGAUCCAUCUUGUGCUAAGGUCCAUGUUUUAGAGCAGUUGAAAAUCGGAAUAAAAGGAUUGCCGGCAGGGAGUGGUAUACUAUUUGUCCUGUAUGCAAAGGAGAGUCUCCGGACUGAGCUUUUCCAACUCUGUGAAGGGUUGAAUAUACUCAAUUCUAUUAAUGAGCAGAUUAUUUUUGAAAAAGAGACCAGGUUUGAUUAAAUUCCACUUCCCAGUCUCAGCAAGCUCUUAUUUUGCAUUUAAGAAUCUGUCCAAAGACCCCAUUUCUAUGGCCUCUUUCACACGAGCGGGUUUUCCGUGCGGAUGCGAUGCUUGACGUAAACGCAUAGCACCCGCACUGAAUCCUGUCCCAUUCAUUUCAAUAGGUCUGUGUACAUUAGCCUUUUUUU
Molecule: messenger RNA, 1307 nt
Organism: Bufo gargarizans (Asiatic toad)
Lineage: Eukaryota; Metazoa; Chordata; Amphibia; Anura; Bufonidae
Product: histidine N-acetyltransferase-like
Exons: 5
Coding region: 1-1119 (372 amino acids)
Molecular function (GO): acyltransferase activity, transferring groups other than amino-acyl groups
Source: RefSeq, a predicted model, not a curated record